Mercurialis annua (annual mercury) is the source of this 1119-nucleotide messenger RNA. RefSeq names its product fasciclin-like arabinogalactan protein 7. The coding region runs from base 178 to 969 and encodes 263 amino acids. The record is from RefSeq and is a predicted model, not a curated record. The transcript is spliced from 2 exons. Lineage: Eukaryota; Viridiplantae; Streptophyta; Magnoliopsida; Malpighiales; Euphorbiaceae.
CUUAAAUUUGGUGGAUGAACCGGUCAAGAUCUGGUCUUUUCUUAGUCAUUAGGGUCUUCAUUUUUCAUAUUAGACAAACUUUGUGGCUGCUUUCGGAUUCAGAUACGGCGAAUCGGUCUCCUUUAAAGGAAUUUGGAGAGUUAUAAAGAGAUUUUCUACCUAAAGUGUCUGAAAAAAAUGAAGCUUUUUGGGAUUUUCAUGUUCAGUAGUAUACUAUCAUUUCUGUUGAUUUCACCAGCAUAUGUUAAAGCUGCUAGUCCACCAGCACCAAUCCUACCACCAUCUCCAGCUCCAGCACCAGCACCCAUAUCACCUUAUGUAAAUCUCACUGAUUUACUUUCUGUUGCUGGCCCAUUCAGCACUUUCCUUGGCUACCUCGAAUCGACCAAAGUCAUCGACACCUUCCAAAACCAAGCCAACAACACGGAUGAAGGCAUUACGAUCUUCGUACCAAAAGACCGUGCCUUUUCGUCUCUUAAGAAGCCGUCUUUAUCAAACCUGACUCAAGAUCAGCUCAAGCAACUCGUGCUUUUUCACGCCUUGCCGCAUUAUUAUUCUCUUGCUGAAUUCAAGAAUCUCAGUCAAUUAAGCCCUGUUAGUACCUUUGCCGGUGCGGGCGAAUACGCUUUGAAUUUUACCGAUAUGUCCGGCACGGUCCUCCUCGACUCAGGAUGGACUCGGACUAAAGUUAGCAGUAGUGUGCAUUCAACUGACCCUGUCGCAAUUUAUCAAGUCGAUAAAGUUCUUUUACCGGAGGCGAUUUUCGGUACUGAUAUUCCUCCAAUGCCUGCACCAGCGCCAGCUCCUGUAAAUAGCCCCGACGCAGAUUCUCCGUCGGCUGACGUGGCUGCAGAUAAAGGGCAUUCUCCAGGAGCUUCACCUCGAAAUUCUUCUUACAGAAUCAACAAUAUGGGUAUGUGGAGUCAAUUGGUUCUUGCAGUUUCAGGUGUUCUGUUCUUGUUCUUGUAAGAGAUAAGUUCCAUUGGCAUGAGUCUCUAAUUUAUGUUAAGAGGGUAUAUCUGGAUUUUUCGAUUUGUCUGCAUUGAUUUUUUUAAACCAUUUUUUGAUUAUAAAUGUUAUUGAAUUUUAUGUAAGUGAAUGAAUGUUACUGUUAUGAUA